AUGGCUACUACUUCGUUCCGAGAUUCUGUCAACUCAUUGGGCUGGUCUCGAAGAGAUGCGGAUCCACCAGCUCGUACUAGCACAUCCUCCACUCCCUUUCUAUCGAAAUUACAGUCACUAAAUCCGUUCGGCCAAGGAGAGGGCUAUUUGCGACUGCCCACUCACGAAGCUCCAGGAGCUCCUCUUCCAGCUCCAACUCGACGGGAGGAGGAAGAAGGUUUCCUUGCCCUAAGCCGAUGGGAUCGGAUGCUCAUAUUCAUCGCCUGCAACCUGGGUGCCGCAGUGUGCUUCAUGAUUUGCUUUUUCCUUUUUCCAGUGCUAUCGUUGAAACCCCGCAAGUUUGCCAUUUUAUGGUCUGUCGGUUCUCUGCUCUUUCUACUAUCAUGGGCUGUCCUCAUGGGACCCCUGGUCUACGCUAAGCAUUUGGUCUCGGGAUCACGGCUACCAUUCACUGCCGCCUAUUUUGGCUCGAUUGCCAUGACUCUCUACUUCGCUAUCGGACUCCACUCCACCCUCCUAACCCUCAUUUCGUCCAUUUUCCAGCUUGCAGCCCUGGCUUGGUAUCUGGUCAGUUAUUUCCCCAUGGGUAGCACCGGACUGCAAUUCAUGGGACGAUUCGGGGCACAGCGCGUCGGAGCCUGGAUGACCAGCUGA
This is a messenger RNA of Aspergillus pseudoviridinutans, 654 nucleotides long. Its product is annotated as putative Golgi traffic protein SFT2. The coding region runs from base 1 to 654 and encodes 217 amino acids. The transcript has 4 exons. Gene Ontology annotation, cellular component: membrane. Lineage: Eukaryota; Fungi; Ascomycota; Eurotiomycetes; Eurotiales; Aspergillaceae. Gene Ontology annotation, biological process: vesicle-mediated transport. The record is from RefSeq and is a predicted model, not a curated record.